Trachymyrmex cornetzi is the source of this 354-nucleotide messenger RNA. RefSeq lists its product as uncharacterized. The coding region runs from base 16 to 354 and encodes 112 amino acids. The record is from RefSeq and is a predicted model, not a curated record. Gene Ontology annotation, biological process: lipid transport. Gene Ontology annotation, molecular function: lipid carrier activity. Lineage: Eukaryota; Metazoa; Arthropoda; Insecta; Hymenoptera; Formicidae. The transcript has 4 exons.
UUACGAUCACACAUCAUGAAGUUCACAGAUUCCACUUUGAUAUCUGUGCUAGCACAAGGGAUAGGAAGAACAUUACUCAUAUUCUUUUUUUUAAGUACCGAGAUUGUCGCGCAAAGUUUAUUCAGAUCUGGGAAAGAAUAUAUAUAUUCUUACAACGCUACAUCGAGCACUGGUGUAUUAGUGCCUUCCAACGCAGCUUCUUCGUGGAAUCUCCAUGGAAAACUCAUAAUUCAUGCGGAAGAUGACUUUGUUACAAUACAGUUGCAAUCAUUGAAGACGAAUAUGCAUAAUGGAAAUGUAAAGAAAGUGAUAGAAAAUAUUGAUAUCUACGAUGAUGCUGAUUACUAUGCGUAA